Molecule: messenger RNA, 729 nt
Organism: Funneliformis geosporum
Lineage: Eukaryota; Fungi; Glomeromycota; Glomeromycetes; Glomerales; Glomeraceae
Source: the annotation of a GenBank genome assembly
AUGAUCGUACGUGAAUUACAAAAUUUAGGAUUGUUGAUAAUUUUAUUAUCUGUUAUCAAUACUUCCUCCCAUCCAUAUCCUAUACAAGAAGAAUCGUAUCGUACACAUCCUGUACAUAGAGUAGCGCUUAAUCCACGAGGAACUGAGGCAAAUAAAAUAUGCAUUCAUUGGUACGAUUAUACUCAACAAGAGAAAUUGUCUGAAUGCGACAUAUCAAUUCGGGAACCAACAUCAAAGACAUCUCCGGAUUGGUCAAUAGGAUAUAAACUCUCUAUUCAUGAUACUGGUACAUUCCAUAGAGGACCAUUUUUUUGGUGGGAUGGCUGGGUAAAUGGAAUAUAUUGUAACGAUAUACAUCUUCAUUUAAAGGAGAACCCGCCAUGGACCGAUCUUACAUUAUAUUCAGGAAUUGGAUUCAAAAGUUGUUAUGCUUCUACCGUACUAAUUAAUAUUAAUAAUAAUCCGACUAUUUACCUAACUGGUGGAAUAAUGCGAAAUCAAAAUAAUGAGGAUUCAUUUAUUUCUUUAGUAUAUGAAUUUAAUCUAAAAUUAGGACAAUGGAUCAUGCCUGUAAUGAAAGGAAAUGUUCCAGCACGACGUAGAGAUAUUCAAGCUGUUGCUGACGAUUUUGGAAGUAUUUAUGUUUUUGGUGGAGGUGCCGAUAAAUAUAUAGGAUCAAAAAAUUUUCAAGUAUUUAAUGAUACGGCAAUAUUAUAUACUGUUGUUUAG